AUGAAUGCAUGGAUAUGCGUGGCUUAUUGGAGCAGAUGGACAGCACAGAGCGUGAUCUGUGAGGCUUGGCCAGAAACUUCGAGAGUAAUCCAAAGUACUGCUUCGCAGGCGAGCCAGGCAGCUGCAGCUGCCCAAGCAGAGGCACAAAGUUCUUUGCAAGCAGCCGUGGCACACCUGUCCAACGAACCCAAGGCCGCAAGUUUGAUCCCAACCUGGAUUUCUGAUGAUGAGUACAAGGACCUCGGAUAUCCACAGAUGGAUCCAAAGUUUAGAGAUAGAGAGUGGCACAGGAAGCAGCUUCAGCUUGACAGUACUGAUCCACGGCACAACCCGAACCUCAACCGCGACCAGAGCGACCCGGAGUUUUGGUAUCAUGCGGCUAGACGGCCGUUCAACAAGGCGCUGCUCCGGACAGAGCAACAUUGGAAUGCUCGUCGGGAAGUAUGGCUGAAGCAGUUUGAGCAGGUGAAGGACAUGAACCAGCGGCGAGAGCUUCUUACUGAGCUGCUCGAGGACAGCCCGGCAGACCUAAAACGUUUGGUAACGCCAAUCCUGCACUAUAGCAUCACCAUGAAUGUGCUGAUUGGCUUUCUUGAGAAGGCCGACAAAACCAGCCGAACCUUCGAGGAGGUGCUUUUGGAUGAGGAGAGCCUAAACGUGUUGCGGGGCAUCCGUGACAAAGUGGACGCCAAUGGUGACAAGGCUGCCGCAGAACUGCUCGAAGAGUACGAUGCCAGAUCGAGGCUACUGGCUUCUGAUCUGCAAGAGAAGAAGUUGGAAGAAGAGCAGGAGCGGCGAGUGGCAGAUGUCACCACACUGGCGCAGAUCAUGAACUGGGGCCAGAAAUGCAAGAAGGAUGGCCUCGUUGAGUGGGAGCAGGGAAACUACGCUGAAGCACGUGCCAGCUGGAGACAAGCGCAUGACACGCUGCGCCCUUUCAAGGCGGCAGACAAAGAAACGAAUGAGCUGCUGUUCGAACUUCAUGCGGCUGUUCUGAAGAACCUCGCGCAGGCGUGCAUGAAGCUCGGAUACUGGAACGAGGCAUCCAAGGUGUCAGCAAUCGCCACCCAGCUCUGCCCAGAAGAUCACAAGGCGUGGUUUCGGCGGGCAUGCGCCUUGGAAGGUUUGGGCGACCUUCUCGAGGCCGAAAGAUGCCUGCAAAAGAUCGACGAAUGUUCAGUCGGCCGACCCGAUCGCCUUCGUAUCGCAAAGGACAUCCAGGCCAAGCGUGAGAAGCUGCAAGCCCUGCGAGAGCGGGAGCAGGCAUCACUCAAGAAAACAAUGGAGAAGGCUCUCGGCAGGAGCGUGUUCAGCGAAGAGCGUCAGGUUGCUCAAACCGAAGCUGCUGCAAAUGACCUGCUUGAGUCGGACGCGCAACGACGAGCCUUGCCAACUCCGAACGGGCUAUUCCAGGACUCCAACCGCAAGCACUUGACACGAGAAGGUGCUAAGGACCUGCUGCAUGCUCUGCGUGACGCAUACAAAGACAGUACGUUUCAGAAGCAGGUCCUAAAGCUCGCACGUGAUGUUCGCGGUGAAAAGCGCCCCUUUCUCGCCAACCUCGCCAAAGUUGCGCUGCCUUUGCAGAAGCCCGUCUUGGAGAAGUUCGGCUUUGAACCCAGCGAGAAGGGGCUAAAAGAAAUGAUGCGAGCAGUACAGGACUACACACGUGGGCCGAAGGCGGACGAGAGAGUCAAGAGGGCCGCUGAUGAGACGACAGUCGCGCUCUACGGGGUCAUGUACGACACGCUCACUCUUCCAGACGACCGCGCCAUACGGCCACAGUUGGAGGCAAGACUUGGCCGAAACCACGACGAUGAAGACGGUGAAAGUUGA
Molecule: messenger RNA, 1836 nt
Organism: Symbiodinium natans
Lineage: Eukaryota; Dinophyceae; Suessiales; Symbiodiniaceae
Source: the annotation of a GenBank genome assembly